GUUAACUAUUAAACGAAAGUCUAGCAUGGGAUUGGUCAAGAGCUCGUAUCAGGUGAUGGGCGAAUCCCGGAAUCUCGGUUAUGCAAGGCGGAAGUAAGGACUGGGUUAUUUGCUAAACUGAAAAGUGUCCGAAAUAGAAAACACAAGAAACAUAUACCAUUGGGAAUCCUACUUCUACGAUUUAUGUCUGUUUUCUGAUUUUGAUUCCAGGUUCCAGAUAUCUCUGAUUCUACUACCCUUGCCGUGGCCUCCAAAACCUACCAACAACUUUUCAAAAGACUUCAACAACCUCCACCCGUGCUGCCUAACUUUUUGUGGCCCAGUCCAGGCACCUCUCACCAAGGGUAGCCUCCUCUCAGCUCCAUGGCGGGUCGUGGAGGACCAGCGAGACCCAACGGUCCAGCAGCUGGAAAUAAAAUCUGCCAGUUCAAGUUGGUGCUUCUAGGGGAAUCAGCUGUGGGGAAAUCCAGUCUGGUUCUGCGCUUUGUCAAGGGCCAGUUUCACGAAUAUCAGGAGAGCACUAUUGGAGCUGCCUUUCUCACACAGACGGUCUGCUUGGACGACACGACAGUCAAGUUUGAGAUUUGGGACACGGCCGGACAAGAGCGCUACCACAGUCUGGCUCCCAUGUACUACAGAGGAGCCCAGGCGGCCAUUGUGGUCUAUGACAUCACUAACACAGAUACUUUCACACGAGCAAAGAACUGGGUGAAGGAGCUGCAGAGACAAGCCAGUCCCAACAUAGUGAUCGCUCUGGCUGGCAAUAAGGCAGACAUAGCUAACAAAAGAGCCAUUGACCAACAGGAAGCACAAGCGUACGCUGAUGAUAACAGCUUACUCUUCAUGGAGACCUCAGCCAAGACUGCCAUGAACGUGAACGAAAUCUUCAUGGCCAUAGCCAAGAAGCUGCCCAAGAACGAGCCACAAGGUGGAGCUGGAACAGGGGGCCGGACCAGACCUGGUGUGGACCUACAAGAACCUGCCCCCCAGGGUCGCAGUGGCCAAUGCUGUGGUGGGAGCAACUAGCCAAUGGAAAUGAACUUACCAAGCGAGCCCUGAACAACAAUGUUGUCAGGAUGACAACCAAUUAGAGCCCAGCGAGGGCCGGAGACCGGAACCACUUAGCCCUCCGCACUUAAACUGAGAUUACAGAUGAGAUUUUCUCUUCCCCUUUGAUUGAAAGGAGUGUUUAAAAAAAAUCAUAAGCUACCACAGCCCUCUCUUAUUUCUUUUCCAUGUUGUUCUCUCUAUAUAUCUCUCUCUAUGUCUCCCUAUAUCUCUCUCUAUAUAUCUCGAUCUCUCUCUCUUUUUAUAUCACUCUCUCUUCCCCUCACUUCUUUGAAUCUUCUUCUCCCAUAAGCAACCUAUUUGUGUUAUUUAAUUCAAAUAUUACCUGGAUUAUGUCUUAAUGCUCUUGAGGAGUGUUAUCAUGGCCAUUGCUGUAACCUUCUUCGUGUCCAGCUGAUGGGUGCAUGCUACAUUUUCUUUAUUUUCUACCCCACUCCGAUCUUUUCCUUCCGUGUUGAUCUUCCUCAUCUGGAAACCCCCAAAAGAUCCUCAAAGGGGAAAAUGUGUCUUAACACCUCCCAGUUCUCUCUCUCCAUUUUUGUAAAUUAACAACAGCCUUCAUUGCAAAGACCCUCAGUUUGUUCCUGGUCAGGAGAGAUGGUCAGGAAAACCACAUGGGCCUGGUAAAGCCACUGUUGUGGCGCAGUAGUGUAUAAUUUCAUUGGAUACACCUAAUGUGAUAUCUCUGAUCUGUGCAUCAAAUUUAAUUAUGUACCCAAUGUGCAUUAACACCUAUGACAUCAGUCAUUUUUAGCAUCUUGUGUUUUUUUGAAUCUGUAAAGUAAAUGUGAAAAUAAAUUCUAAGGCCAGAAGAAAAA
Molecule: messenger RNA, 1886 nt
Organism: Osmerus eperlanus (European smelt)
Lineage: Eukaryota; Metazoa; Chordata; Actinopteri; Osmeriformes; Osmeridae
Product: ras-related protein Rab-5C-like
Exons: 6
Coding region: 364-1026 (220 amino acids)
Cellular component (GO): endosome; Golgi apparatus
Molecular function (GO): GTPase activity; GTP binding
Source: RefSeq, a predicted model, not a curated record